This is a messenger RNA of Poecilia reticulata (guppy), 4434 nucleotides long. RefSeq names its product junctophilin 1a (gene jph1a). Gene Ontology annotation, cellular component: plasma membrane; junctional membrane complex; sarcoplasmic reticulum. The record is from RefSeq and is a predicted model, not a curated record. NCBI's taxonomy places the organism in Eukaryota, Metazoa, Chordata, Actinopteri, Cyprinodontiformes, Poeciliidae.
UCAAAUGUGACACAAAUAUAGAGGUGCCUUAUUUUGGUAGGGCUGAGGCGUCAAGGCUCUUCAGCGAGGGGUGGUAGCGCGACAGGCAGAGAUGAGAGUGGGAGGUCCUCCGUGGCGUGACGUCGCGAUUGGCCCGGUGCCUUUUUCUUCAGCAGGGUCUCCAUACCUCUCUCUCUCCCUCUGUGAUCAGUGGGUGAGAGGGGGGAGACGAGCAACACACAGCGGAGAAUCCGGGUGUGCGCCUCCGUCAUCAUCAUUAUCAUCAUCCUGCUUGCCAUCGUCCCUUCCAUCACAGCGCCAGUUCUGGAACAGCCCACUUCGGUCCUGGAGACGCCCGAGUCUGCAGCAGCAGCAGCAGCAGCAACAGCAGCAACAGCAGCAGCGCGAUCUGCGUUUUUUUUUCCCCCAGCCUUUUAUCUGAAUGACGGGCGGAAGGUUUGACUUCGACGACGGUGGCACUUACUGCGGGGGGUGGGAGGAUGGCAAAGCCCACGGGCACGGCAUUUGCACCGGACCCAAGGGCCAGGGCGAAUACGCCGGGUCCUGGUCGCACGGCUUCGAGAUCGUAGGGGUUUACACCUGGCCAAGCGGGAAUACCUACAAGGGCUACUGGUCCCAGGGGAAGCGGCACGGGCUCGGCGUGGAGAAUAAAGGCAGGUGGAUCUAUCGAGGAGAGUGGAGUCACGGCUUUAAGGGUCGCUACGGGGUCCGGCAAAGCCACAACACACCUGCCAGAUACGAGGGGACCUGGAGCAACGGGCUGCAGGAUGGAUAUGGGGUCGAAACGUACGGCGAUGGCGGAACCUAUCAAGGCCAAUGGAUGGGUGGGAUGCGUCACGGUUAUGGCGUCCGUCAGAGUGUUCCCUACGGCAUGGCCACCGUCAUCCGUUCCCCGCUUCGUACGUCCAUGGCCUCCCUGCGCUCUGAGCAGAGCAACGGUGCAGUCCUCCACGACCUCUCCUCCCCUGUGGACACGCCGACGGGCACUCGCGGUGGUUUCGUCCUCAACUUCCACUCAGACAGCGAGGUCGUCACCGGCAAGAAGAAGGGCCUGUUCCGCCGGGGUUCGCUUUUCGGCAGCCUUAGGCAGUUGCGCAAGUCUGACUCUCGGACCUCUAUCUCCAGCAAACGCAGCUCCGCAAGGAGCGAUGCCACCAUGAGCCGAAUCAGUUCCAGCGACGCCAACUCCACCAUAUCAAUCGGUGAUGGCGAGCUGCCAGACGAGGACCUACCUCUGGAGGACCACGUGGACGCGACCACGACUGAGACCUACAUGGGGGAGUGGAAGAAUGACAAGCGUAACGGAUUUGGUGUUUCAGAGAGAUCCAACGGGAUGAAAUAUGAAGGAGAGUGGCUUAACAACAAGCGCCAUGGCUAUGGGUGCACUGUUUUCCCAGACAGCACCAAAGAAGAAGGGAAGUACAAAAAUAAUGUGCUGGUGCGUGGAAUAAGAAAGCAGUUGAUUCCUCUUAAGAAUCCCAAAACCAAAGAGAAGGUAGAUCGUGCUGUGGAGGGGGCACAGCGGGCUGCAGCCAUUGCGAGGAGUAAGGUGGAAAUAGCCGCUUCCAGGACGGCCCAUGCCAGGACAAAAAGCGAGGCAGCAGAACAAGCCUCCAUCUCUGCCGUGCAUGAGUCGGAAAUUGCCAGGACGGUUGCCAGGGAGCUCUCCCCCAACUUUUACCAGCCAGGACCAGACUACAUAAAACAACAGUCAAAAGAGCCAGUGGAAAUUAAAGAGGUCCCUGUUGAAAAGAAGGAAGAAUCCCCACAUGAUUCUCCUCACUUUUACCGCAAAGGCACAACUCCACCCCAUUCUCCUGUCGCUAGCCCUGCAGCCACUCCUCCCCCCUCACCUGACAUUAAGAAGAAGACUGGCCAGAUUGGCAACAGCAUCAGCCACAAACCGAGCAAAGAGGAAAAACCAUCCCGCAAGAUAAGCAAAGAAGAGAAGUCCAGUUAUAAGGCCAGCAAGGACGAGCGAUCUAGCAGGAAGCUAAGUAAAGAAGAGAGGCUAUCCUUCACCGAUGGGCCCAAGACUUCUCAUGCACACAUUGAGGCUCCUCCUAAACCAACUAAAGUUCAGCAACCGGCCCCAGCAACCGCUCCUCCUGUGCAGCCUCCUACCGUUCCAGUCAAUGGCCAGCUCCACUCUGAAUAUCACAGCUACUACGUUAAAGCCACUCCACGGGGCCCUCCACCUCCUGAGCCUGAGGAAGUGGAAGAAGAGCCCAGUGCCCUAGCUCUGGCACGUCUGCCCCCGCAACCUAAGUCUUUCAGCACCCCUACCCCUACUCCUAAGCCACCUUCAUUUCGGGACAGCAAGAGCGACCCAAAACUCAGGAAGCAAGAUUCCCUAAAACCAAAGAGCCUUGCAGACACAAAGAAAGCAAGCAUGGAAAUUGCAGAAAGCACAGAAGAAACAGGUCCUAACUCAAUCCUUGUUGCUAUGGUAAUGCUGUUGAAUAUUGGCCUUGCAAUUAUAUUUGUCCACUUUCUGACAUGAUGAUAUUGUUUCUAUGUGAAACCAUGGCAACUGGUACAGUUGCAUUGCCGGCCUUGAAAAGUGAAAAUGGCGCCAGUGAGAAACGGGGGCGGCCGGAGGUGUUUAGGAAUCAGCAUGACACCGAAGAGAAUGAGGAGAGAGGCAUCACUACUAUCAACCUGUCUUUGGCCCUCUUUAGGGCCAACCCUGUCAAUUAGCACUCCUUUGGCUUCUGUAUAAGCAGAAGUGAAAUGUUAUGUCUAGUGAGUUGAAAAAAAAAAAAAAAAAACGAAGAAAAAUAAAAAAAAAGUGAAAACGCAACCAAACGUACAAAGUAUGAAAAAAGAAGUUCUUGAAACCUACAUGUGUGCUGACCCAAGCUCAGGUCUCUGUAGCCCACUCUCACUGCCUUGGCAGAGAUAGCAGUGGGCUGACGGACCUUGCUGGAGGAGUGCGGAGAUGCACUUUUAGUUGACGGGAGCAAACAGCUGCCUUUCUAUUUUGCCAUCUGACGUUUUGAUGGGGAGAUGUGAGCCCAGCCCCAGGGCGUCCAAGAGAGCGAUAGUGAGAGAGAGAGAGUGAGAGAGAGAGAGAGAGAGAGAGAGAGAGAGAGACAGGGGGAGGACAGAGGGGGCGAUGGUGUUGGUGGAUGGGGCUAGGGACUUGGGUGUUUGGAUGGUUUUACUGGGGUUCAAGCCACUCUUGCAAGAGCAAACCGCGCACGACCGUUGCCAGCAGUCAGUGCUUGCACGGUCACUAGCCAGUCUUACUCUGUUAAUCCAAACAUCCCUGCAGCUUUCUCAAGCUCCGUCCAUUGUAAUCCAGGAUACACUGCUUUUGAAACACUCCCCGUGCAUGGUACAGUUUUAAAUUUGUUUGUUUGUUGUUCUUAUGUAGCUUUUUGUUCACUGUUGUCCUCCAACUGUUGGUUACCUGCAUUCUUAUGCUUGUAGAAACUUUGUCAGAGAAUGAGUAAAAUAAUUGUUUUGUUUUUUUCCCGUUUUAUUUAAAUUUUACUCAUUUCUACCAAUUGAGCUGUAAUUUGACAUUACACAUCCAUGUUUCUGAAAGUGCAAUAUGUUUAUUUAUUUUUUGUCAAAGGCUUAUAAUCUAUUUUGCCAGAGAUAGUGUUCUGCUAUUCUAAUUUAAAAAAUCAGUUUUUAUUUGUCGAACACAGGUGAUUUGAAUAGCCUGUUUUUUUUUGUUUUGUUUUGUUUUGUUUUUUUAAUACGGCGUUCACCAAUGGUAGGAAUUGUGACGACGAACUUGGUUUAUUCUUGAAAAGGCAGAUAGCUCUGUGAGAGUGAAGUAACAAAUGUCUUAUAUUAUUUAUGAAAUGAGAAGAGAAAAGAAUAUAUUUUAUUGUACAUGCCUACACCCUUCCCGCUUUAAUGAAGUCCGUUAUUCGCUUUGACUGUUUCACGCCACAACUGAGAUGCAAAACCACAGCUUCCCAAAGCUGCUGGAGUUUAAAAAAAAAAAAAAAAAAAAAAGGCCCAGCCGUGCAUGUGUAUGAGACUGGAUUUUGUGGACAGUGGAACUUUAUUCAGGUUUAGACCAUGGGGAAUGUGGAUCCAGGGAGAAGAAGAUAUGCCUUUAGAAGUCUUUAACAGUGCUACUGUUUACCUCAAAAGAGAUGAGGAAGGGAGGGAAGGGAAAUAGAUGCCAUCCUUGUCUUAACUCUUGUACGGGGGUCGCGGCGGGGGAGGGGGGGGAGAUGUUUUGACUGUUGUCGUCACCUGAACCAUGCUUUUGACUUGCUUCAUCCUAGCUGCUUGUAGUCUUUGUUGCGGGUAUGGCAUGAGUUUCUUUGAUUUCCAAAGUGGUUAUUUAUAUGGUGGACGUUUUACUGUCACCUCUACCAAGAUGGAAUAUUUAUUCAUUGUACAACUGAUGUGUUUGUUAAAACAUUGGUCAUCACCAAAAAAUAAAUAAAUAAGUAAAAAGGGCUU